Messenger RNA from Condylostylus longicornis, 2490 nucleotides. RefSeq lists its product as uncharacterized. NCBI's taxonomy places the organism in Eukaryota, Metazoa, Arthropoda, Insecta, Diptera, Dolichopodidae. The record is from RefSeq and is a predicted model, not a curated record. Bases 360 to 2111 code for a protein of 583 amino acids. The transcript is spliced from 2 exons.
CAACAAUAUUAAAUUGCAAGUAUGAUGUUUUGAACAUUUUAUGCAGGAACAUCACCUAUGUAUAGGGGCCCUUGUUCUAAGAACAAUAUACACAGAAAUCUGUAAAAAAAAUAGAUUAUGUCAACUAGAUGCAUUUUAACUAAGUCAAAUAACAGUACUGCCGCCGUAUAACAAUCAAGAAUAUACAAUAGCAAAACAGAUUUUGUAUACAAAACAACAAAAAUACACGAAUAAUUCAUUAUCCUAAACGAAUAAUUCAUUAAAAUCGAAUUCAACUACAUAUGAAACUUUUAGUAUAGUUACAAAGAAAAAACACACAACAAAAAACCAUUUAAAAUUAUUUAAAAAAAAUAGCAAAAAUGCCAAAUUCAAAGAUAAUUAUUAAAAUUUUAUUCUCGCUAUCAAUCUGGUCAAUUGUAUUAAUAGGUAUAUUAAAAUUUCAUGGCACUGGUAUUGUAUCACAAGAUUAUAUACAAUCACCAAUAAAUGGUAGAAUAUUAUUACAAAAAAAUGUUAAAUUUUAUCCAAAUGGUGAUCCAACAUCAACAACAACUGAUCGUUUUGAUCCAUCUGAAAUCUUAAUUGAUAAUCGUUCAAAUAUGGAUGAUGAUCAAUUGGUACAUGAUGUUGAAUCAAGAUUACCAUCAUUACCAAUUGCAUAUUGGAAUAAAAAUAAAAAUUUUAUACAACAAAAAUCAUCAACAUGUGCCAAAUAUCCAUCAAUAUUUGAAUUAGAAUUUAAUAAUAUUUAUUGGCAAACAAUGCAUACAACAAAUGGUACAUUUCAAUUAUUUGGUGCAUAUUAUGAUAUACGUAAAAAAAGUUUAUUAGGACCAACAGUACGUAUAUUAGGUAUGAUUGAUCGUAUCGAACCAAAUGUUAAAACAUAUUGUCAAUUUUGGUUUGAUGGACAAAAAGAACCAUAUAUUGUUAAAACAUUUGAAUAUAAAUAUAUUUGGUAUAAUAAAUGGGGUAAUUAUAAACAAGGUAUUUAUCAACCAUAUUUAAUUGCAUGUCAAAUACCAAAACCAUUUCAUGGUAUUGUACCAUCAUCUGUAUCAAUGGUUGAAAAAGAAUGUGAUACAGCAACAAAUAAUCUACGUGUUAUUUAUAAUCGGCCAGAAGAUGAUAAAAAAAAAGGUUUUGCUGUAUGUGUUAAAGGUUUAGAUUUUUUAUAUGAUGAUUUAUCAGUACGUUUAAUUGAAUGGAUUGAAUUAUUAAAUAUAUUAGGUGCUGAUAAAAUAUAUUUUUAUGAAUUACAAGUACAUCCAAAUAUAACAAAAGUAUUAAAACAUUAUGAACAAAUGGGUAAAGUACGUGUAACACCAUUAACAUUACCAGGUGGUCAACCAAAUGUAGCCGGUUUUCAACAUUUAUAUUUAACAAAAAAAACAAAUCAUAAAAGACAAAAUGAAGUUAUACCAUAUAAUGAUUGUUUAUAUAAAAAUUUAUAUUUAUAUAAUUAUAUUGCAUUAUUAGAUAUCGAUGAAGUAAUAAUGCCAAAACAUAUAAAUGAUAUGACAUGGUCCGAUUUAAUGAAACGUAUUAUACCAAAAGCAAAUUCAAAUAAUAAUAAUAAUAGUACUGGUAUACCAACUGGUGGCUAUCAAAGUUAUAAUUUUCGUAAUGUUUAUUUUUUGGAUGAUCAUCAACAUGAACAUGGUUGGCAUAAAGAUAUACCACAAUAUAUGCAUAUGUUACAACAUGUACAUAGAGCACAAAAUUAUACAAAACCACAUCAAUAUAUUAAAUGUUUUCAUGAUCCAGAACGUGUAUUAACAUUACAUAAUCAUUUUCCAUUAGCAUGUUUAGGUGGCGUUUGUAAAUCAUAUUCAACUGAUACUGAUGAUGCACAUUUACAACAUUAUAGAGCUGAUUGUGUUAAAACAUUAAAAAAAUCAUGUGAAGAUUUUCGUGAACAUUCUGUUGAAGAUAAAACAAUAUGGAAAUAUAAAGAUGAAUUAAUAAAUAGAACAAUUAAAACAUUAGAAACAUUAGGUUUCUUUAAAAAAUCAUCAUCAGCAAAUAAUAUUAAUUAUAAUAAUAAUAAUAAUAAUAAUAAUUUAUUAAAUUCAUAUAGUGAUGAUCAUAGACGUAGACGCCGUCGGUGAUUUUUAUUAUUAUAUUGGUUAAAUAGAAUAAGUGGAGGUCUUUUAGAACAUUUAAUAGAUAUGAAUAAUAUUAAUAAUGAUAAUAAUAAUAAUUUAUAUUAUAAUGAUGAUGGUAGUGAUGAUAAUUUAAAUGAAUUAAUAGAUUCAAAUGAUAUUGAUGUAACAAAUAAUAAUGAUUUAAAUAAUAACGGUAUGAAUCAAUUUUUGUGACUCUUAAAAAUUUUUUUAACAAUUUCUUUUAAUAAUCGUGGUAAUUCUUUUUUUUUUGUAAAUUUGUUCACAUUUUAAAUAUUUGUCCUAUUUAUUUAUUUUAUUUCUAAUGAAAAUUUUAAUUUGAAGUUAUGUCACAUAUUAUUCAAAAAUCUAUUAAACAUGAAGA